CUAUAUUUUGACGAAUCAUAGCCGUCGAUUAUUGUUUCUAAUUAAAUUGAUCUUGGGGUAUAAGAUUUAGAGACCUAAGACAUUGAUUUUGAUCUUUAAGGGUUAGAGCAUAGUAUAAUGUCCAAAAGAUCAAUCAAUUCAAACUCUAGAUAGUGUUUUCAUACUCAAGGUAUGUGAUACCCUGGAUUUCACCCUGGCUACCGCAGAACUCGCCAUAUAUAUAUUUAUUAGAGAUGUUUUUCAUUGUAACAAAGAAAUUAUGGAAGUUCUGAGUUCAAAUCUAAAAUGCGGGUAGCUUAAGGUUCUAUUUGCAUAUUUAAUAAGGUCUUUCUUCACUAAAAACCAAUAAAAUUAUGGUAUAGUUACUCUGUUGGAGGAUUGUUAUGUAACUUUUACUUUCGUGCAGUGCUUUUAGUAAGUAGUUGUGAAUAGGGUUUAUGAAAUACUAGUAUAAAAGAGACUUUUUUUUUAAUGUUAGUUGCGAGGAUUGAAAUAUCGUACCGAAAACGUUAGCGGUAGGUUAUUUUAUGUUAAAAUCGUGAUUUAAUCAUGGUUCAAUCGUAUUAUACCGCUAAAUAUCUCCUGCCAGUUUUGCUUCCGGUAGGAGAUUUUUGAGAUCGAACCCUCGGUACGGUACGAUAUUUUAAUCCUUGGUUGGUUGGCCGUUUCAUUAAUACGAAACAGGUGUAUAGAGUUUUCCAACACUGAAAGAAAGGAUAAAAUCCUCAACCUUAUGUCUUGGACGUGCCUCCGCCGGGGAACGAUGAGGACAUCAGACAAAUUCUCCAGGCACCAGCAGCUUCACUAGGCUGAUUUAUCACCGAUGACAAAGGGAAGAAAAGCAAAACCAUCGAUAAGGAGAACCAUUCCUAGAGGAAGCUCAUAGCUUCACCUUCACAACAAGUAAAUUAAUGUGUCUCUCCCAGCCCGGGCUAUGGACAGAUGGGAGACGACCAAAUCACUGCAAUUUGAGCAAUCGGCUGGAUGUCAUCCUCAGACCUCAAGUGUGACAUCCUUGCUCACAAGCUCUUUAAUCUUCAAUCAAGAAAACAAUGUUCAAGCAUCUCCGACUCAUCUUCAUUUAAGAUGAAGCAUGUGGAGGUAGAUGGUGAACCAGAGAGGAGCAAGCGAACCGACAAAAAUUGGGCCCCUCAAACACCUACUAGAGAGCCAUCGACACAUAUUUAGGAUCUGGUCGGGGAGCAAAAGCAUCUCCUCGGGAAGACUGGAACAACAUCAUCACAAGGAUGGAGAAAACACAUACAUGAAAGGAGAAGAAGAUGAAGCAAAUCUAUAUGCAGGAACCCGAACAAAAAAAGUUCGAAAAAAAUUGGAGAGUAACAAAGGAGAGGGAAGGAAAUAUCGGAUCAGAGGAGAGCUAAGGAUCCAGCAACAAAAAGAGGGCUUGAGGGCUACCGCCGAUCCCAAAUAGGAAAUCGACGACAUCCCCCUUUCAUAUCUGUAUUUGAAAUUUAGUGAGAAGGGAGAGGAAGGGAAUGGUAGACAGUGAAGCUAGCCAACAGAUUGAUGCUAUUAACACAAUGUUACGAAAAUUAGUAUAAAAGAGACGAUGAAUUGUCAGCGAGCACAAGAGAGUACAGAAAAAAUCAAAACUGAGAUAUGAUAGUAAGUGUUAGUCAUCACAUGUUGUUUCAAUUAAACUAGCUUUAUCGUCGGCAUGUUGGUCGGGCGAGUUUAGCGUCUUAUCUUAUCUGUCAGAUAAUUCACAAUUAUAUUUUAAUUAUUUCAAGUCUUUUCAAACCAUUUAUGUUUUCACACUUCAUUUUCAUGAACUUUUUUUUUGGUAGGACUCAUGAACAUAUCGGUGGCAUCUUGAUGUCAAGUUAAUGAGAUCGUAAGUAAGUAAAUUUUUGUUUCUCAACUAAGCAAAUACAGCAGGAUGAGCAAUGCUCCCAUCCAGUAUCUCGAGCAGCCCUCGUCCCUUAACGAAAAAAUCCGGAACUGAAAUUCCCACACAACAUAGCUGCUUGCGUCCAAUCGAAUAGAGACAUGCUUCCUAAAUCCAUAGGCUCUGAUAUCAUGUGAACAACUCGAAUCGUAAACAAGCAACACCUCAUGAGCCUGUCAGGGAAACAGUAUGGAGAAAACGGAUUGAAGGCGUGAUUUUGAUCACUCUCCUUAGAGUGUUUAUUUGCCCCCACUACUUAGUUGCUGGUAGGAUUUAGGCAAACCACCCCCAAGAGUCCCUCCAAUCAAAGUCAGAAAGCAACACCUUUCGUGACUUCUAUGUUUGUGUUUUUGGAGAAGGAAAAAACGAGGAGAAGAAGGUGAACGUUGGACGAAAAGUUCGGCUGCAGAAGACUUUUUAUAGUGAAAACUGCAGUUCCCUUCCGAAGGGUUACGUCGUUUCACAAAAGUCAAAAUCAAAUAAUUAUCCGGAUUAAUUAAUUAAAAUAAUUCCGGUAAUUAAUUAGCCAAAAAUUCAAAUUCAAACGCGUAGUACAAUUUAAUUUGUCACUAACCACUUUAUUCAAUAACUAAAGUGGAAAGCAAACUUAAAAACAACUUGCACUUUUCUUCUCCCACCAAUGUGGUAUUUCCUUUACUCUUUGACUACUCUAACAGAGCCUACUCUACAUGGACUAUGCUGCGAUUAACAAGUCUAACCCAACCCAUUGUCAUCCCUGCUGCCUGCCCUGGCUAAUCUGUCGAUGUAGUUUUCCUUAUGGAAAUGGUUCAUUAAAUGGUUUCGCAGCAAGAACUGGAGGACAGCAACGUUUCUGGUGUCGUGUACAGAUCCACACGUUUUUGUUUCUGUUUGCCCUCCACAAGGAAAACGCAUGGUGGUAGCCUGAAACAGCAAUUGCCAAUUUCAACAAGUCAAAACAAAAUAAACCAUUGUCCAAUUGCUCUGUUCAUUGCCCGGCCGUCCCUUCUUGACCGCCCUUCCUCUAUAACAAUUCCAAUAAACAAAAAAAAAAAACUGUUUCUCUGUUUUCCCUUUUCCCCCUUCCGUUUGUUUAUUCUUUUCCCCCUAUAUAUAUACAGAAUAAGCUUUCCCUGUUUUGUCUCGUUUUGUUUCUUGAGAAAAACAGAGAAUCCCUCCCCUGUUUUUGCUCUGUUCUUGAUCGUGGGGUUUUUUUCUUUUUGGUAGAGAUGGCCGUGCCGUCGUUGUCAAGCAUCUUUCGCGGCGGGCAUCAUCGUCCGGCUGCCGAGAAUAAUCAUCACCCACCGGCGGCGCCGCCACCCUCAAACUACGUGUGCGAGGGGGACGUUUGUUAUCUGAGAAAAGAGAGUCAGGGGAGCAGCCAGAGCCAGAGCCAGAGCCGGAAAUCCUCCGCCGGCAAGGGGAAGCCGCCGAAGGAGCCGGCCGUCGUUUGCUUCUCAAUGUUUCCUCGCCGGAUUCGCCUGGGGAAGGCUCCCACCUUGUAAGCUUCAAUUCCUAUAUAUAUAUAGAUGUAAUACGGAAUUGAGGUGUGACUCUGAGGAUCACAUUCGUCGGAAAGUUAGAGGCUUCAGCUUUUAUUCAUCGGAAAGAAAUGAAUUUAAAAUUUGAUUGUAUUGUUAUAUGUUUGUAGUUUCUGUAUUGUUCUUAUUCGUUGGUAAAGGAAACAGCUGCCGUUUGUAUAUAUAAUAUACAGUGCUGAUUUGCUCUUUGUAAUAAUGAAUCUUUAUCGCGUGUCGUGUGAACGACAGCCUUCAACUUUUUUCCUUUAGAAAAAGAGAGAGGCUAUUGUUCCAACAAAAUAGGCAGAAGACAAUAAAAACACGAUUAUAAAAAAGACCAUUGCACGUUAAAAGAUUCAUUACAUGAAGGGGGAAAUGAAAAGGAUUAUCCUAUCUAAAUUUACGUUAAAAAGGUAUUAGUGUCUGAUGCAGGAAAGACUUUGAAUCAAAAUACUUAGGGGUCGUUUGCUUCAAGGAUUUGGUACCAAAAAACCAACUAUUAAGGAUUUAGGUACAAUCCGUUGUUUGCUUGCACCUUUUUUGGAGACCAAAUCCGUGAGGCCCACGGAUUUUAAGGGUCCAAAUCCGUGGACCCCACGGACUUAUAAAUCCCACAUGUUGAUGUGGGAUUUGGAAUAUGGCAUAAAUCCUUGAUGAGAUUUUACCCAUAUACCCUCAUGCACUUUUAAUAUUACAAGGUUGCCAUCAAAUUUAACUAUUAUACAUUAUAAUUAACAAUAAAUGAAUAAUAUAAACGUUC
Linum trigynum is the source of this 4168-nucleotide messenger RNA. The record is from the annotation of a GenBank genome assembly. NCBI's taxonomy places the organism in Eukaryota, Viridiplantae, Streptophyta, Magnoliopsida, Malpighiales, Linaceae.